UUGGGCAGGGCUGCCUUGAGCUACCAAGCCCCAAGUCUACGUAGCAUUCCAGGCUAUGCGCUGAUUCCUUGGAACGAUACAGGGCGGCUCAGAUGCUGCAUUUCGUGCCUCGUAGGUGCGAAGGGGCUUGGUUUGACGUCUCCAGUCCAAACGAAACUUCCCCGGCGCAUGAACGUUUCGAAACGUCGACAAUCUACUACAAACCGGUACCUCAUAAUCGGACCUACCAGCAACUCUUCCGCCUCAUGAACCGAUCUAUGCACCUCCACUCCGGGUUUCCUUGCGCUUCAAUCAUCAGACCUUUACUUAACCCUCUCUACUAUGAUAAUUCAUCGCCCAUAUUAUUUUUACCUCGCCACCUUGGACAUUCUCGCCUCGACUCUGUUUCGUUUCGCCCAGUCGUCGAAAUUGCGAACAAUUGCCGACCGCCAGGCCGCGAAACACGCUGCGCUUCACUACCCGAACCGGACCCAAUGAAGCAGCACAAGCAUGAUCUUCCAUCGUCAUCGCUCCACCUCGAUCAUUCAUGCAGAAGACCCACUCCACUAUGAUCUUCAAAGACCCGCCGCUUGACAGCUUGACAGCUUGACAGCCACCAAGGUGAAACAGCCGCGCAAUGAAUCAUGGGUGCGAACAAAGACUGCAAAGACUUUGCAUCAGCUGGCUCAGCUUCUUUCCUUAAGCCUAUGAGAGACUAG
Molecule: messenger RNA, 698 nt
Organism: Trematosphaeria pertusa
Lineage: Eukaryota; Fungi; Ascomycota; Dothideomycetes; Pleosporales; Trematosphaeriaceae
Exons: 2
Coding region: 93-551 (152 amino acids)
Source: RefSeq, a predicted model, not a curated record